CACUAGCAUUUGAAACUACAUAAGAUAUAUUAUUUGAUAUCUCCUUGGUGGUAGGAACCAGCCAAAUUCAGACCCAGGGAGAAAUGAAAUGGCUGAGAGUUUGCACUGUAUGCUUUCCUGAAUGAUGCAGAAGGGAAAACGGACUUGCUCUUCACAAUGUCGAAACGAACGAGAGAUGUUUGUGAAGGAACUACACCCACAAAGAAAUUGAAUACUGGAAGCACAGAAGAAUUUGAUACGAGUGAAGCCAACGAGAGAAAUGAGCAAACUGCAAUCUGUGGUGAACACAGCGGGCUUUAUCCACAUAGACCCUGGAAUGCAUAUCAAGUGGGAAUUAUUGAAAGUAUUUCAUUGAAAAAUUUCAUGUGCCAUACUUUCCUUAAAGUUGUUUUUGGGCCCUAUUUCAACUUUGUGAGUGGGAACAAUGGAAGUGGAAAGAGUGCUUUACUGACCGCUCUUAUAAUUGGACUUGGAGGGAAAGCUAUGACCACGAACAGAGGACACUCCAUCAAGGAUUUUGUGAGAACUGGUCAAAAUUCUGCAUGCAUUUCAAUAGCCUUGAGAAACCAGGGACCUGAUGCUUUUAAACCUGAAUUAUAUGGCAAAGCUAUCAUUGUGGAACAAACUAUUUCUACACAGGGAACAAGACAGUACAGAUUAAAGAGUGAAUCAGAGCGUGUAAUUUCUAGAAAGAAGGAAGAACUCAACAUUAUAUUAGAACAAUUCAAUAUACAGGUGGAUAACCCAGUCUCUAUUUUAAAUCAAGAAAUGAGUAAACUUCUGUUAAAAUCAAAAAGUGGAACAGAAAAAUAUAAGUUUUUCAUGAAAGCUACUCGACUAGAACAAAUGCAAGAAGAUUAUUCUCAAAUACUGCAGACCAAGACAAUAACAAUGGAGAAGAUUGCAGAGCAGGAUGAAUACCUAGCAGAACUAAAGAAGAAAGUCAAGGAAUUGGAAAGACGCUAUCAAGACCUUGAACGUUUGAAUGAUCUGGAGGAGAAACUAGAGCAGCUCAAAAAUCAGAUGGCCUGGGCAUUGGUCAUUGAGAUUGAAAAGGAGUUGGAGUCAAUAAAAGAUUGUCUUAACAGAGAACAAAUAAGUGAGAUUACAUGUAAUCAAAAACUAGAAGAAUGGCAGGCCAAGGUGAACUUUGCAGAACUAAAACUUAAAGCACCUCAGGAUCAGUUGCAGAAAAUUACAGAUGUCAAAGUACAGAUACGAAAACAGCUCUUUACUGUGAAGGAAAGCAUGCAAAAAAAGAAGAAAGCAUAUCAAGAAAGUGAGGCCACAUUCCACCUCUGCAAGUCCCAGCUGGAACAGCUUGAGAAAGAUCAUAAUCGAUUACAGAGGCAACUUGAAGAAUUGAGUAGGGGAGGUCAAAGUUCACAAACUAACCUCACUGAACCAAAGAAUGGAAUUAACAACCUUCAACAGCAACUGAAACCACUAAAGCAAGAGGAAGCCACAACCUUACAGCAAAUCGAAAACUGUUACAAUGCAAUCAGCAACUUGAAAGAUGAGCAGGAUAAUCUGAGACAUGAGGAACAAAGUUUGAAGAAUAUGGUUCAGUCCAAGGAAAGUGAGCUGAAUAAACUGAAGGCCAGUGGAAUGGACUGGUUGAAACGCUUCAAUGAAAAUAUGCCUGUAUUUCUCCAGAAAGUAGAGGAAGCCCAUAAACAAGGCCGUUUCAGGAAGAAACCAAUUGGCCCUUUAGGUGCUUGCUUCAAGUUGAAAUAUCCUGAAUUGGCUUUGGCAGUUGAAAGUUGUUUGAAAGGACUACUGCUUUCAUUUUGCUGUGAUAACUACAGAGAUGAGCAGGUGCUACAGAGUUUGAUGUCAAAAUAUUUCAAUUCAGGAAAACGACCCCAAAUUAAUGUGUGUGAGUUUUCAAAUCAAGUGUACAACAUAAAAAACAGAGCUGUUUACCAUCCAGAAUUCCCAACAGUUUUUGAAUCCUUAGAAAUAAGCAACCCAGUGGUGGCAAACUGCUUCAUCGAUUUGAGGAACAUUGAAAGAAUCCUGAUAAUCAAAAGUAACAGCAGAGCUCGUGAAAUUAUGCAGCAACAAAGACCACCCGCAAACUGCAGAGAAGCCUUUACUGCAGCAGGUGACCAGGUUUUUCCCAACCGCUACUACUCCUCAGAAAAGGACAGGGCAAGAUACUUGGGUGGUGAUGUGGAAUCCGAAAUCAGGGAACUGGAGGUGGAACUAAAUGAUAAGAAAUCCCAGUUAUUACACUGUCAACAGCGAUCGAAUUCAAUAAAGGAUGAAAUAAAGUUAGUUUACACCAAUAUCAGCAAUACUCAAAAGAAAAGGAGACAAAUCCAGGAAAGAAUAACUAAAAUUAUGCUGGAAAUUGGAGAUUUAGAAAACAUUGAGGACCUCCAGCCAUUUCAUAUUCCUACAUUAAGAAAAGAAGCCCAAGACAUCUGCCACAGAAUUGCGUCGGCCCAAAAUAACUUGGAGCAGGCAAGAAUGGAUUUGGACGUACAUCGAAAGUUAUUGGAAGAGGAUGAAAAGAAAUACAAAGAGGUACAAGGGAAAGAACAUUCGGUGGCAGAAGAAAUAGAUUCAACAAAGGAAGAGCUAAGUAAAGUGGACACAGAGAUCGAAACAUAUAAACAGAAGGAAAAGCAUUUCAAAGAGAAAAGAAAUAAACAUCUGGAGAGAAUAAAUGAACUAAAAAAGAGGUUGGAAAGUAAAGAACGUAUUUUAGAGCGAGAUAUUGCGAAAGCCAGGCAGAUUUGUGCACAGCGAUUAGAAGUCACUCGAAAUCCCAAGAGUAUUGAUGAGGAGAUCAAUCGCUUGAGGAGAGUGAUCAAUAAGGCACAAGAAGUCCAUGGGAACAAGGAAGAAACUACAAGGCAGUACUUCGAAAGUUUGAAAUUGCAAAAGAACAUCCAAAGCGAGGUUAAGAGCCUGAAGACGUUUAUGCAGUUGAUCGAUGAAAUAAUGAAAGAAAGGCACAAAGCAUAUGAAAGCUUCCUGAAGUUCAUGUCAAUUCGCUGCAAACUUAACUUCAGUAUUUUGAUGUCUAAGCAACAGUAUUAUGGAAUGAUCAAAUUCGACCAUAAGAACAGAGAUCUUUCAAUCACGGUUGAGCGUGGAGAAGGAACGAAGACAGGACAAAAUGACAUGAAAUCCCUUUCUGGAGGUGAACACUCAUUCUCAACUGUUUGCUUCAUUCUUUCGCUGUGGGAUAGCAUAGAAUCUCCUUUCUGUUGUCUGGAUGAGUUUGAUGUUUAUAUGGAUAUGGUUAAUCGCAGGAUUUCCAUCGACCUGAUAUUGCGGGUGGCAGCAUCUAUACAGUGUGACCAGUUCUUCUUUUUCACUCCACUGACGACAGGUUUCUUGCCUAAAGGUGACCAAAUCAGAACCUUUCAUCUGCAUGAUCCUGAAAGAGGGCAGACAACACUACCCUUUGCUUCUCCGGAUGAACCUGAAGACUCAGAUGAUUAAAUAAACAUUGACUUUUAUAA
Molecule: messenger RNA, 3479 nt
Organism: Hemiscyllium ocellatum (epaulette shark)
Lineage: Eukaryota; Metazoa; Chordata; Chondrichthyes; Orectolobiformes; Hemiscylliidae
Product: structural maintenance of chromosomes protein 6-like
Exons: 27
Coding region: 157-3459 (1100 amino acids)
Biological process (GO): double-strand break repair via homologous recombination
Cellular component (GO): nucleus; Smc5-Smc6 complex; site of double-strand break
Molecular function (GO): single-stranded DNA binding; ATP hydrolysis activity; damaged DNA binding
Source: RefSeq, a predicted model, not a curated record